This is a messenger RNA of Pundamilia nyererei, 2188 nucleotides long. It is a transcript of the gene tada3l, whose product is annotated as transcriptional adaptor 3 (NGG1 homolog, yeast)-like. Gene Ontology annotation, biological process: regulation of transcription by RNA polymerase II. The coding region runs from base 500 to 1795 and encodes 431 amino acids. The transcript has 9 exons. Gene Ontology annotation, cellular component: SAGA complex. Gene Ontology annotation, molecular function: transcription coactivator activity. The record is from RefSeq and is a predicted model, not a curated record. NCBI's taxonomy places the organism in Eukaryota, Metazoa, Chordata, Actinopteri, Cichliformes, Cichlidae.
AGCACACCCUAGGGUGUUCCCAUCCUGCACUAUGAAGAGGGGACAACGGCUGUUGUCUCACGAGUUUUUAUUUUUACCUUAUAUGGUUUUCAUAGUUAGAUGUCAAUUAUCAAGAUUAACGUACACAAACUAUACUGUCUAACUUCCAAAUUAAAAGCUUGGCAGCAAAUAUUUUUAAUACGCCUAGAUUUGGUAUCAUCCGAUGAUACCAUUGUGAUAGACUACUCAACAGGCUCUAUGAAGCGCCAAGUCUCCAGACUCUGUAUUCUCAGACUUGCCACUUUUUAAAUUGCUUUUACGACUUAAAAUGCCUGGUUAGGUUUUGUAAAAAUUUAACUAUCUUAUUUUUUCUCCUCAGAAUCGUCAUUAUAUAUAAAAUGGGACAUCAUUUUAGGUGAAUAAUUUUCACGCACACCCCCCUCUUACCACAAUGGUUUCACCCAUCAUGGACGCCAUUCAGUGAAGUAAAAUCACUGUCAGGUCUUUGCUGCAAUACAUCAUGAGUGAGCUGAAGGACUGCCCCCCACUGAAAUACUACGACUUUAAGCCCGUGGAGCAUGUCAAGGUAUGCCCCCGCUACACUGCUGUGCUGGGCCGCUCAGAGGAUGAUGGCAUCGGCAUCGAAGAGCUGGAUACCCUGCAGCUGGAGCUGGAGACACUGUUGUCGUCAGCUACCCGCCGCCUCCGAGCACUGGAAGAGCAGAGACAGAUCCUUACAGACUGGCAAGAUAAGAAGGGAGAUAAACGCUUUCUGAAGCUGGGAAAAGACCCAGACCCCGCUGCCUCAUCUCGCCACAAACCAAAGAAGCAGAAAUUGGACGGUAAAGGGGGUCAUGGGCCAGGCCAAGGUCCCGGCAGACCCAAAACCAAAAACCUGCAGCCAAAAGUACAAGAGUAUGAAUUUACAGAUGACCCUCAAGACAUUCCCCGCAACCCUAAAAAUGAUGCUCCCAACAGAUUCUGGGCCUCAGUGGAGCCAUACUGUGCAGAUAUUACAAAUGAAGAAGUACGAUUGUUGGAGGAGCUUCUUAAACCACCAGAGGAUGAAGCAGACUACUUCAAGAUUCCAGCAUUGGGAAAACACUACUCUCAGCGGUGGGCUCAGGAGGAUCUGCUGGAGGAGCAGAGGGAAGGAGCACGAGCCAACGACAAAAAGAAAAGCAUCAUGGGAGGGCCGCUUUCUGAAUUGGACGCAAAAGAUGUGGACUCGCUGCUGAAAAAGUCAGAAUCCCAACACGAAUCUCCAGAAGACGGUUGUCCCUUUGGUCCUCUCACACAGCGUCUGCUGCAGGCCCUUGUAGAGGAGAACAUUAUAUCCCCCAUGGAGGAUUCCCCUAUACCGGACAUUUCAGGAAAGGAUGCUAACGAUGGUGCUGGGACUUCACCCCGAAGCCAAGGAAAAGCUUUUAGCGUUCCUCAUACGCGCUCCCUGGAGGCUCGAAUCAAAGAGGAGCUGGUAGCCCAGGGGUUGCUGGACUCCGAGGAGCGACCUGGCCAGGGAGGAGACUCUGAGGAUGAGGUCCUUGCAGAGCUGCUGAAGAGACAAGCAGAACUCAAAGCCCUGACCGCUCACAACCGAGCCAGAAAGCAGGAGCUGCUACGGUUGGCAAAAGAGGAGAUGCGCAAACAGGAGUUAAGGCAGAGAGUCAGGGUGUCUGACAAUGAGGUGAUGGAGGCGUUCCGGCGAAUCAUGGCAGCCAGGCAGAAGAAACGUACCCCAACUAAGAAGGAGAAAGAUCAGGCCUGGAAAGCACUGAAGGAGAGGGAAAGCAUUCUCAAAUUACUGGAUGGAUAGAGGAAACCACAGUUUCUGUGGUGAAAAAAAUAUUGGAAGAAACCUCUUCAACCUAACACACAGCUCGAACAGCUGUCAGUUGCAUCAAAGGCCUCUUUCAGGCUUCUCUCUCCGUUGACCUGCCGGCAUCUGGACACGCCGGCUUCAUGAUAGAACACAGACCAUGCUGACUUUUGGGAAUUGGAAAUGGUCAAAAUGGCUUUAUUCUUACUGUAAAUAGAAAUGAAUAUAACUUGUUAUUGCAUGGUAUUUUCUAGUGGGUUGGGCUGAGCAACUCGCAAAUAUGCACUGUGCACAUGCAGUCAUGUUAACUCUGCAGCAAACAGUCUCACUUGUGUCGCUCAGCCUGAUCUAGUGGCAUUACUGUUGCAAUGCAGGCUCCUCACUGAUGUA